Pollicipes pollicipes is the source of this 2116-nucleotide messenger RNA. RefSeq names its product kinesin-like protein Klp98A. The record is from RefSeq and is a predicted model, not a curated record. Gene Ontology annotation, biological process: microtubule-based movement. Lineage: Eukaryota; Metazoa; Arthropoda; Thecostraca; Pollicipedomorpha; Pollicipedidae. Gene Ontology annotation, molecular function: ATP binding; microtubule motor activity; microtubule binding. The annotation marks the transcript as partial. The transcript has 15 exons.
CCAGGGCCUCGUUGGGAGGGGCUGGUGUUGCUGGCCGUUAUGCAUUGCAUGGUAAUUUUUCUUGGCAGUUCUUGCAUAAAUAUCCAUUGGGCUCUGAAGCUCUUUUGAUGACACUUUUUCCAUGUUUUCACUCUAAAAUCUUGCAGGAAUUACAACUACCAGCAAGAUAGUCAUUUAACAGGCAGAUAUGGAUUCUGUGAGGGUUGCAGUGCGGGUACGGCCUUUCAAUCAAAGGGAAAUUGACCUGAAUGCUCAGUUAUGUAUCUCCAUGAAAGGAAAGAAGACCAUGAUCACAAAUCCAAAGCAAGGUGAACGUGUGGACACCACCCAGUGUGAUGAUGUCAAGGAGUUCACCUAUGAUUUUUCUUACUGGUCAUUUGAUCCACAUCAUAGAAUCUUCCAUUCACAAGAAGAGAUCUACCUCAACCUGGGCGUGGACGUGGUGGACAAUGCGUACCUGGGCUACAACGCCUGCGUCUUCGCCUACGGGCAGACGGGCAGCGGCAAGACGUACACCAUGAUGGGCACGGCGGUGGAGCGGGGCCUGAUCCCGCGUAUCUGCUACCGGCUCUUCGACAAGAUGGAGAGCUCGUGUGACGUCCGCUAUCGCACCGAGGUCAGCUACUUGGAGAUCUACAACGAACAGGUGAAGGACCUGCUGCAGGACCAGCAGAGCCACUCGCUGCGCGUGCGCGAGCACCCGCAGACGGGGCCGUAUGUAGAGGAGCUCUCCCGACAUCUGGUCUCCUCUUACGUCGACAUAUCGGAGCUGAUGGAGCGGGGCAAUACGCACCGGACCACGGCGAGCACGGGCAUGAACGACACCAGCUCGCGGAGUCAUGCCAUCUUCACAAUCACAUUCACGCAGGCUGCCCUGGUCGAGGGCCUGCCAAGCGAGAAGACGUCCAAGAUUCACCUGGUCGACCUUGCUGGCAGUGAGCGCGCCAAGGCGACGGGCGCCACGGGCUCCCGGCUGCGCGAGGGCGCGCACAUUAACAAGUCGCUGGUGACGCUGGGCUCUGUGAUAUCGGCGCUAGCGGAGGCGGGCGUGCGGCCCGGCCGACCGCAUCCGUUCGUGCCCUACCGCGACUCGACGCUUACCUGGCUGCUCAAGGACAGCCUGGGGGGCAACGCCAAGACGGUGAUGAUUGCAGCCAUCUCGCCGGCGGACGUCAACUACGGCGAGACGCUGAGCACGCUGCGCUACGCACACCGCGCCAAGUCGAUCGUCAAUAAGCCGACCGUCAACGAGGACAAGAGCGUGCAGCUGAUCCGCGCGCUGAGGGAGGAGAUCGCUCGGCUGCGCGCGCUUAUCGAGGGCGCUGGCGAGUCGCCGCGCGCCCUGGAGCUGAUCCAGGAGAAGGAGGCGCGCGCUGACGAGAUGACCAACCAGUGGAUGGCGGCCUGGGGCGAGACGCAGAAGAUAUUGCAGGAGCAGAAGACGCUGGGCCUGCGGAAAUCGGGCGUGGGAGUCGUGCUCGACUCGGAUCGACCUCACUUGAUCGGCAUCGACGACGACCUCACCAGCACUGGCAUCACGCUCUACCAGCUCAAGUCUGAGCGCACGACCCUGGGCGCAGCGCCGGACAGCGACAUCGUGCUGGAGGGCGGCGGCAUCGCGGCCCGCCAUUGCGUCAUCACGCUCACCGAAGCGGGCGGCGAGCUGCACGUGGUGGGCGACGCCGUGUGCAGCGUCGACCAGACGGACGUGGAGCGGUGCCACCGGCUCACGCAGGGCUGCGUCAUCACGCUGGGCGAGAGCUGCAUGUUCCGGUACAACAGUCCGGCGGAGGCGGCGCGGCUGCGACGGGCCGGCGUGCGGCGCGCCUCCUCGCGGCUGUCCGUGCUCUCGCGCUCCUCCUGCGAGCUAGCCGCCGCCCGCAGCGUCGAGAGCCUGCUGGCCGCCGAGAAACGGCUCUCGUGGGGCAGCUCGCGCGAGCUGUGCCGAUUCCGGCAGCCGAGCGAACCGAGUCUUACGCGAGCACGGCUCUCUGUACCUGGCGACGGCCCGCCUCUCGCCCCCGCCGCCGCUGCUGCUGCCGCUGCCGCUGCCACAGCCGCGCCACCAGAGAACGGCCUCAGUCCCGCCGCCGUCUCCACCUUCGCCUCCGCCUCC